AUGGGUGUUCCCACCACCGAGAGGUCCAAGUCUGUGUGUGCGUGGGCAUGUUUGUUAACUCCUUUCUCCUCUACUUCAGGUGUGUUUGAACUGCUUUCCUUGGUGAUCUCUGGGAUGAAAUCUAUAAUGGACAGAAAUGAGGACUUUACGUUUCUUAAAAGCAUGAUCAUGGAAAGGAGAUUCCAUCUACUGGUCAAGAUCCACGCGAGGUUGAGGCGGUUUGGAUCAAGGAAUCCUGUCCCGGUCCGGGAUAAUGCAAAGAGUCUGGCCUGUAACUUGGCUGAGGAGCUGUGGACUCAAGUGGCUAGUGCGGAAUGUUCAGAGUUGAUCAGCCUGCUGUCCAACCCGCACAUCAAGGGCCUUCUCUCUGUUCACGACAUAGUAGCACAGAAAGGUUAUGACCCCGAGCUGCCACCCCUACCUGAUAACAUCGAAGAAGAGGAUGAGGACUCUGUGAAGAUUAUAAGCCUGUUCAAAAGCCAGGAGCCACUGGGGGCCACCAUAAAGAGAGAUGAAUCCACUGGAGCUAUAGUUGUAGCAAGGAUCAUGAGAGGGGGUGCUGCAGACAGAAGUGGUCUGAUUCAUGAGGGCGAUGAGCUAAGGGAAGUCAAUGGAGUCCAAAUGGAGGAUAAGACACCGGAGGAAAUCAUUCCUAUUAUGGCUCAAUCGCAGGGAGAGGUGACGUUUAAAGUGAUACCGGUAUCUGGCAUCAAGGAAGAGCUGUCAGCCAAUGAGACUAUGUUAUUUGUGCGGUCGCUCUUUGACUACAAUCCUGAGGAGGACCCUGCCAUCCCCUGCAGACAGGCAGGGCUGGGCUUCAAGAGGGGGGACAUCCUUCAGAUCGUUAACCAGGAGGACGACACCUGGUGGCAAGCCUGUCGUCAUGGUGACAGCAACUCCCGAGCAGGACUCAUCCCCUCCAGGCAACUUCAGGAGAGGAGAGUCGCUCUCCAGCGGCCCAAAGCCUUAUUUAAACCUCAGAGAGUCCCCAAAAAAGUGACAGUGGUGGAGGAUGCAGACUAUGGAGCUAUUACUGGAAUCCACAUCGCUGGUCUGAGAAGGAGUUUCCGGCUGGGCAGGAGGGGCGGUAGGAGUGGGAGUGUUGAGUCUAAAAGGAAGAGCCAGGAGAUGGGAGGAGCCACACAGACACCCACCUACCUGGAGGUGGCCCCGUACUGCAGGGACCCCAAAGAGGGACGUCGGCUGGUCCUGCUGGUUGGUCCCAGUGGAGUUGGGCUGAGUGAGAUGAAGAGGAGACUCCUGCUCUCUGACCCUGACCACUACGGCGUCACUGUUCCACACACCACCAGAGAGAAGAGGAAGCAGGAGAAAGAUGGGGUCGAGUACCACUUUGUCUCAAGGCAGACGUUUGAAAUGGACAUCGUCAACCACAAGUUUUUAGAGUAUGGGGAUCACAGAGGGAACUACUACGGGACCAGUCUGGAGUCGGUGCACAAGGUCAUAAGGGAGGACAAGGUGUGCCUACUGGAUGUGCAGCCUCAUACUGUACAGCGCUUACACACAACCGAGUUCAAACCAUGUGUUGUUUUUGUGAAGCCACCAUCGAUUCAGGAGCUACGUUUUAGCCGAAGGAAAGCUACAUUCAUUUCCACCCAAGAUAUGACGAAACUGACAAAGACAUUUUCGGAAGAGGACUUUGAAGAUAUGAUUAGCUCAGCAGAAGCCAUGGAUAGCCAAUACGGCCACCUGUUUGAGAUGGUCGUCGUCAAUGGCGAUUUCGCCGUGGCAUUCAACAAACUGAGGGCGGAGCUGGAAAAGCUUGAGACGGAGGCGCCUCAGUGGAUUCCUGUGGAGUGGACCAGUCACACCGAACAGAACACAGAGAGCUUGUGCUGAUCACACUAAGAGCCUGGUCAUACAUGUCUCAUUCCCCUGCUGAGGGGAGGAUGGCUCAUAAUAAUGGCUGGAAUGGAAUGAAUGGAAUGAUAUCAAAUACACGGAAACCAUGUUCAAUACCAUUCCAUUUAUUCUGUUCCAGCCAUUACUAUGAGCCGGUCCUCCCCAAUUAAGGUGCCACCGGCCACCUGUGCUCACACUAUAGUGUCAAACCGUACUGUGUGGGGUCAGAUAUUUUGUUUUCACAUUUUCCUUUACAGCACAGUUCCAGCCACUUUGAUGGAUGCAUAACCAGGCCAACCUAGUAUAGCUAGGCUUGGCCCUAUAGUGUGAUUCAGGCAACAGAGACUGAAGAAACAUAGAGAGAGAGCAUUUCACAUCCAUUUUUUCUUCAUAAGUUCAACUCACUUCACCUUUUGACGCACAUAAAAAAAAACUGAAAGAUUACACAUGGCCGUCAACUGUUUUUAGUCAACAUUGAGAGUGGUUACAUUUCUCAAGCCCCAUCCCUUACCUGUGGGGUGACCCCUUUAUUGUUGUUUGAAUCCUAGAUGUCCUCUUUUAAACUAGAAAAGGACUCUCCUGCCAAAACAGAGAAAAUGUCAAGGAACAUGGUCACACCCCUGAAGGAAUACAGAAGUGUAAGGGGAACCACUCAAGGCAGAGAAAAUGAUGUACAAACUCAGAUUCAUUCGAUUAAAUCAAAAAUACUAUAAUCAUUAUUUAUAUGUGUAAUAUGUAGACAGAGUCUAGACGGCCUUCAUGAGAAAUAACUAGUCCCAACUUUAAGUUAGUCACAGAGCACAGCUCUUAAAGAACUAUAGGAAUCGAAAUCCCUACGCCUCCUGUCUGACCAUAGUACUUACAUGUCCAAAACAGUGUUAUUGGUCCCUGCCGCCUACGUGCCAGCUUUUCUUGUCUUCGAGUUCGCAAUUCUACAUUGGCAAUUAGGGUCGAAACAUUAAAAACCUCCAAAAGCUUGUGGUCACACAGACCUUCCCCCUGCCAAGUUACAAACACGAGCAUGUAAUUACUUUGACAGCUGCAAUACCUCAAUUAACUGUAAUGUAUCCCAGAGCAAAUAUUACCCGGCCCAGACACUCACCAACACUAACAGCAUGCUGCAUAUAGAACAAGGAAACAGUGCACACAAGCAUAGUCAACACUUAACAAAAUAUAUGAAGAAAGUGUUGGCGAAACUAAAUUAAUUGAAGAUAUUUUGACAGGGAAAGGUUAACAAGGGAACAUGGACAAGAUGAAGCAGAUUCAUUGCUUUUGUUGCUGAAAUGGUAAUAAAAAUUUAAUUGUACAGA
Messenger RNA from Salvelinus fontinalis (brook trout), 3170 nucleotides. RefSeq names its product MAGUK p55 subfamily member 7-like. The record is from RefSeq and is a predicted model, not a curated record. Gene Ontology annotation, cellular component: plasma membrane; cell-cell junction. Gene Ontology annotation, biological process: protein localization to adherens junction. The transcript is spliced from 17 exons. Gene Ontology annotation, molecular function: protein binding. NCBI's taxonomy places the organism in Eukaryota, Metazoa, Chordata, Actinopteri, Salmoniformes, Salmonidae. The coding region runs from base 1 to 1857 and encodes 618 amino acids.